CCUGAACGCCACGUUACUUCUCAGCCGGUGUUGUGUAUUUACGCCCCUCGGUUUCCAUGCUUGAGGGACGAAAGACACUGUGUUCAGGUGGAUAAAGGUGAAGAGGAUUUCAUGUAAUCUAUGGACACCAGUGAAGAUAACAAAUCAUUGAAGAAAAAAGGUUCAGCACACUGUCUAGUGGGUCUAGAUGACCCCACUCCCAAUGUUAAAGUGCCUAGGAUAGCACAAUGAUUAAGAAAGAAAAAGAAAACAUCAAUUUAGAGUGGACUUUUUUUUUCUUUCCUGCAGGAAGUUCUUGUCACCAGAGUGCAGUGGACCAUAUGUGCUCUCCGAUUCAAAGCUCCGUGACAUUCUUUUGUUUUGUUCAUCAAAAUUAGGAAAAUCAUGACUCUAACCAGAGGAUCUUUCACAUAUGCCAGUGGGGAAGAGUACCAUGGAGAAUGGAAGGAAGGUCGGCGGCACGGUCUCGGUCAGCUCAAGUUUCAAGAUGGAACUUGUUACUCGGGUCAGUUUGAGAACGGACUUUUUCAUGGCUCGGGCGUGCUGCUUUUCACAGAUGGAUCUAGGUAUGAAGGAGAGUUUUUAAACGGACAGUUUCAAGGCACAGGCGUCUUCAGUCGAUAUGAUGGGAUGAAAUUUGAAGGCGAAUUCAAAGACGGGCGUGUAGAGGGAUAUGGACUGUUGACAUUCCCGGAUGGAUCUCAUGGUGUUCCCAGAAACGAGGGCCUGUUCCAAAAUCACAAGCUCCAGAAGAGGGAAAAGUGUCCUGGAGUGGUACAGCGUGCACAAGCCUCUGCCUCCACCGCACAUAGCCUGGCGUUUUGAAAGCCCUGGACAACAAAUGAAAGAGACACAAGCAGAGUUUUAACAUCAUUCAGAUGAACCUCAGGGAUGUAUGCCACAUGCUUAUCCCUGUUUCCCACCAUCCUCUUCUCUCUGCACCCUUAUUGAAUCUCCUGCAGCGACCUGGAUUGCUAAAAACAUUCAACCAAAUGUGUUUAUUUCUGGCUGACUUGAGAUGAACCUGUGAAGGUAAAGUGGACAUCACUGGUCAUGAAAGCAGCAUUUUUUAUUGAUUGUAUUCUGAAGAAGUGUCUUACAAUCUUCCUCAAGUGAAAGCCUUUGUUUUUGUUUUGUUUUUUAAAUCAGACAACUGGGACCUCUUCCUACAGUUCUUCUACUGCACUGCUACUUAAACGACUGCAUAUUUCAAGUGUGGUAGAGUUGAAGCACAGGGCAUCUGCGCAUAAAUAAGUGCAGUGGUCUUUUGGAGCAGGACGAGUAAGAGUUGAUUCUGAGCUCCUCCACAUGUUGAAGUGUCCUUGGGAAAAAUCUGUGUUCCUCUAUAAGGGUAGAUCCUUAUCUAAAUUAGGAAAAGAUUAAUGAGUUUUUGUCAUUUUUAUAUAGAUACUGCUGUAAAUCGCUUUGUAGAAAUUUUGCACAAAUUUUAAAGUUGAAAACGUUCAGCUAGGAAGUGAAUACAUUUUAUUUUCAAAGGCUGUGGUUUAUUACUAUAACUUAAGGGGCCCUGUGCAUGUAAUGUAAAAUGUUAUAGUAAAAAUAGCUGUAAAAUUAACCUCUCUACUCUAGAUUCAAUUCUACGAGAGACCUCAGUCCGCCGUCAUUUUCCUUUAUUUAUGACCCACAGUUCACGACAAGACAAGAACAAGAAAAGCAUAAACUUGAGAGCAUCACUUAACUGUAGUGGACUGAAACAAAAUUUGCUUUAAUGCUACUAGAGCUGCACAAUAUGAGAAAAACAUGCGAUUUGCAAUAUUAGUGAUCAAUGUUGCAAUGGUGAUAUGACAUGCAAUGCAUACAAAACAAAUAGCAAAACAACUAAUACAUAAUUUCCAUAUCAAUUUCAACAGUUUUAUUAAAUAAUUACAAGUCAACAUAACUUAAAUUAAACUCCAAAUGACCCACGUCUACAUAGGAGGCCGGACUCUAACAUAAAAGUCCUCCAUUCGAUUGGUCAACGAUGUUAAGGGGUACAUCCAAUUUGUCUAAAAGGGGCUUUUUGGUUUUUUAAAUACUUCAAGCUGGAAUGAUAUUGUUUCAGCAUCUGUGUGAACAUUUAGGGUAAUCAUUUAUCGCAGUUUACGCCAUCUUUUGCGAUACGCAAAUCACAGAUGCUAAUACUGAGAUUAUGAUAUUUGUUUUAUUUAUUGUGCAGGGUUAGAUGCUGCACGGAUCAAUGGUUUCCCACAUUUGUGAAUAGUAGUGCGCAAAGACAAGCAGAGAAAACUCUUUCAUUUGGAGUAGUAACUUUUUACUAACCCAAAGAGCUCAUUCUAUCUCUUUCUGGCUCAGAAGCUUGACGAGAGGAUCUUUAGGGUCUAGUCAUGACUCAGACAUCCUCACAGGGCAUUCAUUGCUUGCCGUCCCUGGAUCUACUCAUAAACUUCUUUGAACGUCAUUGUCUAGGCACAGCUAACACAUGCGGCAACACAUUAGAUCCUUCAUGGCUUGCCCUCCCAUCCCUUCUAUUUUGUUCUCAAUAAUCAGAGUGGUCACCAGGUCCCAGGUGGUGGGCUGUAAAGGCACCAAGACUUGAAAGAGUCUGUGCUAUUUCACACCAACCUGCAACUUGCGGGAGAACUGUAGGUCAUGGCUUUAGGAACCCAAAGUAGCCACAUAGUUCACAGAAAGCAAAGCUGAGAUUUUGCUGAGAUUGCCUUAGAGAGUUUUAUGUUUGGUUUUAAAAUGGAUCAUUUUUAAAUUCUCUUCUCCUUUGCAUUUGUUUUUACGUGAAAUCCGUCACGCAAACAAAAGUUGAGGACCUUUUUGUUAAAAACUUUAAAAUAAAAUUGCUUCACUCACACACAAAUCCAACAGAUUUCCAUUUUCUGACAAACCUCUAGUCCCGAUGAUGGAAAUCAUUGAUGGGAAGAUGUGGGUCUUUUUUUCUUUUAGAUCAUACUGACUUUGCAUCAUCAAAGUAAAAUCAAAGACGCAGAGACUUUCAAAGUAAAGGAAUCACUUGUUUGGGAGCAAUUAAUGUGUAUUUAUUUUAAUUCAAAAUACAUUUUUGGUUAUUAUCACAUGUUGUAAAUAUAUUUCAAACUCGAAAUAAAGAUUUUCAGAAUGGAGUUUUACGAUGGAGAAAAAUGUAAUGCCCUCAUCAUAAAACAGGGUUUAAACUAUAGGUUGCCUAUAAAACAUCAACCAAAGAGGAGCAAUUAUGAGAUUAUUGACAGUGUCAGUAAAGGCUUCCUUUUUAACAACAAAGAUGUUUCUUAGGAUGAAACUUGGCUGGUGCUAUAAGGCCAAAAAUGGAACUGGCUAAAGAUAAACCAGAAAAAUCAAGGGGCUUUUUGCAUUGAAUUCUUCUGUUUAUAUUCUAUCAAAUAAAAAAAAUAUUACUGUUACCCUUCAUUAGUAGUACUUGCUAUAAGCCAUUUCAGUGUUUCAUGGCUGUGGCACAUUUGAGUACUGAUACUUUAAAAUACUCUUGAAUGUCGUAUAUGCAAAGACUGAGACAUGGUGCAUUUAAAAAAAAGUCUCUUUUCUUUACACUCAAUAAAACUCAACUGAACUUCAGCCAUGUUUGCCCAUAUGCCCUUGCCUGUCAAGCUGAAAGCCUAAGAAUCACACUAAAUGUCUGUUUUCACCUGGAGUGAAAUGGUGCUUUAAAAGCAUGCCUGUAGUCUAGACUUUCACUUCAUCGUCAUGGUUACCAUUGUAAGAUUGUAUUGUUGUGUGAGUGCUGUGACAAAGCACUGCAAGUUUUUCUGUAACGGAGAAGCAUAAAGUUAAUAAAGAAUUUUGUUGCAAAGAA
This is a messenger RNA of Oryzias latipes (Japanese medaka), 3781 nucleotides long. The record is from RefSeq and is a predicted model, not a curated record. NCBI's taxonomy places the organism in Eukaryota, Metazoa, Chordata, Actinopteri, Beloniformes, Adrianichthyidae.